Nothobranchius furzeri (turquoise killifish) is the source of this 727-nucleotide messenger RNA. The record is from RefSeq and is a predicted model, not a curated record. Lineage: Eukaryota; Metazoa; Chordata; Actinopteri; Cyprinodontiformes; Nothobranchiidae.
AUGGGUGCGCGGGGAAAGGACGUGACGUGCACCUGUACAAAUCUGGCUUCCAUCACCGGGUAUUUGUCUCAUCAUCAGAUAUUAACACAAUAUGUGACUUUUCACAAAAACCAAAGUGUGAAACAACGAUUUGAAAAUAAAUGUCAUUUUCUCCCAUCUGUCCCACAGGUACGCCACAUCUGUGACGUGUCCAGCUGGUACACAAUGCUGACUGAGGUGCUGUGCUGCGGGCCGUGCACCAAGGCUGCAAGAGCUGGAGAUGGCGGCACCGUGGGACGGUGGCUUGCGUGGGACCCUGCUAUUUUGUCCCAGCUUAGUGAGGCUCACCAAGCUGGUUUUCCUGCCGUGCUCACGGCUAAGAUGGUCCAGAACCUGAUGAAGAGGUGCUUCAGCCUGGACAGCCAGAACAGGAAGAGACCGACGAGGUUUAUCACAGCGAUGCAGAGGAUGGAGCCCUGGAUGCUGACCUGCCCCACAUCGCUUUCACCAACAAUGAGACGGCGACUGUGCACCACCCAGCUUUUGACGACGUCUGCAGUGCAAACCCCCUCCCUGGCUUCCAGCAGCUGGAAAGGCUCUGCUCUGUUCUUGUGUACGUUGGGCUGACGGAGAACAAGCUCUCUGUCACCACUAAGGCAAGGGAUGGCAUCCUCAAAGCCUGGAAUGCUGUGGAGGAGCACGACAAGCAGCCGCAGCAGUUCACUCAGCUGUACAGGAGUCACUGGGG